AUGGUAGAACCCAAAGCUGUCCAGGCUGCGUUCGCAGCCGCCAAUCACUUUUUGAACCCAGUCAUUAAUCGAGAUGAAAUUCAAAAGUCUCAGGGAAAACAGAUACUAGAGAUAUUGAGUCAGAGUUUGGAAAUUUUAACAGAGAACGAAGGCCCUGUGAGAACAGCAGUCAUCUGCAAAGCGCUUGAUCUUCUGAGUCAUAUUCACACGGCAUUUGUCGCCCCGGUAGUGAGCCUAGAGGAUUUGCAACAACCUGAAGUCAACCAAGAUCCUUCUCUUGAAGAUGCAAGACGGCGUCGCACUCUUCAUGCGUUGCUGGAUCUCAUAUCACUUGAAGGAAUCUACCCGUCGCUCUCUUCUGGCGUCGGCAUUCCUUUGCAGCAAAGAGUGAUAUCUGUACUACCUGCUGGAGUAAUAGCAAAGCAAGACCAGAUGAUUUCCAGUACCUCACCCCAUAAUCAGGACCUCUUGCAUCUGGUCAUGGAGGCUUUGCUCAAAAUACUUGAAGACGAGACACCAAGCAUACAGCCCGUGAUCCGAGGACGUAUUCUGAGCGACAUUAUUAGCGGCAUAGCUGAUCUGGCAUUCAAUCCAAAUGUUGGUACUUGCGACGAUCGAGCAAAACUUGAAAAAUCAUUUUCUAAAAUCAUCGAUGAGACAGCGAGUGCAGUGCUUUUGCCCACACUUUCAAGCUUUCUUCAGUCAGAGACUGUGGCAUGGUUCAAAUCAACGAUAUCGAGUCAAAUCUCCCAAGUUCCACUACGCUCUGGUGGAGUCUUGCAAACGAUCAUGUUUAUUGUUUCACAAUUCACCCCAUCUCUUGGACAAGAAGCACAAAGCGAACCAUCAAAUGGGCCUCAUUUCACAGUCCAAGCUAUUAUGCAAAUCUCAAAACUCCUAUCUUCAGUUCCACAGGGUAUAGAGCCGGCACUCUACUUUACAACUAUUGCUCCUCAAUUACUAGAACUCAUGGAUGGUGAUGAUCUCGACCUCAGAAAAACUGCUUCUUAUGCCAUUGGCAAUGGUAUACUAGGGAAACGCUCUUAUGGUGCUCCAGGCACAAUAGGACACUCGAUUUUCAUUGACCCUGUCUUCGGUGCACUUACGGCGAAACUCAAUGAUGCCUCAAGACAAUGGAUAACUCCCACCUCUGAAAGUCAUGAGUCCAAAUCAGGUAGAUCAGAAAAAUUGAACGCUGUUCUUGUGGAUGGGGCUGUGGUUGACUUGGCAAUGAACAGGCUAAUAAGUCUGUCACUGCAACAUCCAAAUCCAGGUCUGGUAAAGAGAAUUGUGUACCCGAUUCUCAUUCCUCUCUGGGGUUUGGCUUGCUAUUCGCAAGAGCAGCAACUUAAUAGCCUUCAUAAUAAAGUCAUGGAGUUGCUGAAAACCUACUUUAGCAUUUCUGCUGGUGUCCAACCCUUCAAAAAGAUCAUUGGUAAUCUUCUUUGGGAUGGUGGAUUAGAUUGGACAUAUACCAUCGAUUCAAAAAGAAGAAUUUCAUUGAUUGCACGCCGUGAGCAAGGAGACCACUCAAAUCUCAUUCGACUGAUUGAUUCCCUUGAUCGGCGCUCAGAUAUCUUUGUCCAAUUGCUGGGUUCCGAUCCCAGCAUUGAGGAACACACUAGUGACAUGUUCCUCUACGUGAGCCAGAUAUGGCUUGUGAAACCCCACAGCUCUGAUGAGAAAAUCAAAAUACUCGGCGAGCAAGAAAACAUCAUCCAAAAGUUGGUAUGCGCCAAAGUUGCUGAGAAGUUACUCAAUAACUUCAAGGACACAUUAUCUCGUCGUCCACUUCGUGUUCUCGAGCUCAUCAAGCAAGUAAUUGAUGGAGAGUUGCAUGAAUUCACUGCCCGGCUCUCAAAAACACAAGCAGGGAGAUCCAACAGGCCAUCAUUAUCAUCGCUGUCAAACAUUGUGUCAGAAGAAAGUGGCAAUAACGAGGGUAUAUCCGAAAAGGACGCAUCCGAGUCGCUAUCGACCGCGUUCAGUUUACUAUCGACUGUUCUUGCAUCUCCAGAGUUCUCAAUUUCACAGGAAACCCAAAAGCUAUUGGAGUCAAUUAAAAACCACUUGGAUCAACUCAUACCGAUGCUUCCACCAUUACUCUCAAAGCCAGCAACGACCUCGUCUAUGCUACUAGAAAUCCAGCUUAUGUCUUCUGGGCAUGAUGAGACCAAGCCACCACCUCCACAUAUCUCUGAUCUUGAAACUCAUCGUCAAGCGUUGACAAACCUCAACUCUGACCUGCCACCCGUCCAGGCAGAAGGCUUCUCACUCUUAUCUAAGCUUAUCAAAAAUUCAUCACCCGUCCUUGACAUUCCCUCGACGCUGACGUUGCUUCUGUCUAUCAUCAAUGAUAUGUCGGGAUCAAGUUCAAACGAUGAGUUCAUUUAUCUCAAUGCGAUCAAACUCAUCGGCACAUUGGCUUCGCGCCACCCUCGCACCGUGAUAAAAACACUGGUAGAAAGCUACACUGACAAAUCUGAACAAAGAUCCUUGGAUCAGCGACUCAAAAUUGGCGAAUCAUUGUUACGAACGGUGCAAGAUCUUGGUCAAGGACUAAAUGGUGAGACAGCUCGAAUCCUUGGUGAGGGUAUGAUCACAGUUGCAGGACGACGUGGUUACAAGCCACAGGCCCAAACAGAUCGCAAAAAGCAAGCAGAAAAAGAGAGGAUGCAACAUGAACGAGAGGAACGCGAGAAUAGGGGACCGACUUUGCCAGCCGGAUGGUCAAUCCCAUCAGAACCAAGCUCUUCAAAGCGCAAGCUCACCCUCGAUGACGAUUCUGAUACCGAAUCACCAGAGAAAACAUCACAUGCUGCUAACAUUGUGGCUGCUUGGGCAGCUGGUGCUUCUUCAGACGAAGAACCAGAUGAUCUGCGCGUGCGAGCAUCGGCACUAUCGAUUCUUGCAUCAGCUGUUCAAAGCAAUAUCAUUGGCCUAGGCUCUGCCAUCAUUUCCUCGGCCGUGGACCUCGCACUGGCUACACUUACCCUAGAAUCGGCUCCUGAAAGCGCCAUCUUGCGCCGUGCGAGUACUAUACUUCUACUAGAUAUCCUCAAGGCACUAGAUACAGCGCGUGAAAAUCGCCAUGGGAAGGAUAUUGGAUUUGGCUUCACUCUGGCCGAUGAUUCGUUUCAAGCUUCGUCCAAUCGGCAAAACCCGUCUUCCAUCGGCAGUAUCCCCUCAAUUUUGCGCAAGCUCGGUUUCGUUGAGAGCAUUGAGCUCGAUGAUAUCGUUCGCGGAAAUCUACGUUCAUUGAUUGAAAGUCUAGAGGUUUGGUUAGAAAAGUCCAUCAUGUGGGGAAUCGGUCAGGGUAACGAGGCAGGGGAACCAAGAAUGGAAUUGGGAGAUAGAAUCGCUGGUCUUAGUGUUGAUCCUUUGGCUGGAAGAGGUUCCACUAGACCACGCAUCGAGGAGAUAGAGUAA
This is a messenger RNA of Penicillium taxi, 3429 nucleotides long. Its product is annotated as RTP1/Tango6 family protein. The record is from RefSeq and is a predicted model, not a curated record. Gene Ontology annotation, biological process: protein secretion. The transcript has 3 exons. Lineage: Eukaryota; Fungi; Ascomycota; Eurotiomycetes; Eurotiales; Aspergillaceae. Bases 1 to 3429 code for a protein of 1142 amino acids.